Messenger RNA from Paramecium sonneborni, 1313 nucleotides. NCBI's taxonomy places the organism in Eukaryota, Ciliophora, Oligohymenophorea, Peniculida, Parameciidae. The record is from the annotation of a GenBank genome assembly.
AUGGCUUAUGGAACAUUCCAUAAAGGAGGGUGUUCCUCUACAAUUUAAGUCAUAACAAGAUAUAAAUCUAAUUAUUAAACCUAAAACAAAAAGAAUUCAAUGAAAAUACUAUUCUCAAUGAUUACUAUGUUUACUCUCAUUAAAACAUAAAUUUUGUCUCAAUAUUCACUAAGUGAUAAUAAGCUAAUAAUUAGCUUAGAAACCUUAGAAAAUGAAUCUGUCAUAAAUUUCUAAAAUUAGGAUGUAAGAAUAUAUUUAACCUUAGGGUUAAUUCGAAGAUGAAAUUUUCUGUGAUAAGAGUAGAUGUGAAUGUACAUUUGCUUAAUCUAAUAUUUCAUAAGGACAAAUAGAAAUAUUGGAAUGUAGUUAGAAUAGAUUACAAAUACAAAGAUCUAAUUCAAACUUGAUUGCAAGUUUAGGAACAUCUUCAAGAAGAAUGAUGGCAGAAGUAUAUACAGACAGCGAUAUGACAGAUUAAAAAACUGUUGAUUCAAGAUUGACAAUUAAAUGGAAAUUCAACAGUGAUGGAACUAUAGAAUUUGCAACAAUUUGGAAUAAGAAGACCUGGUUAGGAAUAGGAUUUGGAUCAUCAGUAAAUUUAUUGAAUAACUUUCAUAGAUGAAUAACGCUGAUAUGAUAACUAUUAAUGUAUCUGGAACAACAGUGGAAUUGUUAGAUUUAUAUUCAACAUCUAAAGCCACACCUCCAACUGAUUCUCAACAAGAUUAUACUUUAAUUUCAUAUGAAGUAGGAAGUGCUUCAGUUAAAGCAAGAUUCAAGAGAAAACUCUCCACUGGUGACUCUAAAGAUAAGACCUUAGUAAAAGGUAGUACAUAUAAUUGGUGCUAUGCUUAUUCAAGUGCUUUAAGUAUUUUUACAUUGCUUAUCCUUUAGAAAUGGAAAUGCAUACUGUUAAUUUAGGAUUUUCAAUUACUCUUAAAGAUAGUGGAACUACAGACACUGGUUCAACAUCAGGUUCAAGUGGUACAACAAGUGGAUCAACAUCAGGUUCAACAAGUGGUUCAACAUCAGGUUCAACAAGUGGAUCAACAUCAGGAACAAGUGGUUCAACAAGUGGUACAACAUCAGGAACAAGUGGAUCUUCUAGUUCUGGAUCCACUUCAUCAACAGGAUCAGGAUCUAAUGAUACUAAUUCAACUGAUUCCAAUUCUGACGAUGAUAAUGAAAAUUCAGAAAAUGACGAUUCAGAUUCUGAUUCUGAUUCCGAUUCAGAUACCACUAUCACAACAUCAAGAACAUCAUUCCAAAUUUAAUUAGCUGCUAUCUUCUUGAUUUAAAUAUUUUUAUAUUGA